Messenger RNA from Anisakis simplex (herring worm), 303 nucleotides. The record is from the annotation of a GenBank genome assembly. Lineage: Eukaryota; Metazoa; Nematoda; Chromadorea; Rhabditida; Anisakidae.
AUGAACGUUUGCGAGAAUAUUGGUGAGCAUAUGAUCGGUAAUGUUUACGUGAAGUUCGUUCGUGAAGAGGAUGCAGAGAAGGCCGUAAACGAUCUGUCGAAUCGAUGGUUCAACGGACAGCCAAUUUAUGCGGAGCUUUCGCCGGUAACAGAUUUCCGAGAGGCGAGAUGUCGUCAGCAUGAAGUGACCACGUGCUCGAAAGGUGGCUUCUGUAACUUUAUGCAUUUGAAAGCAAUCAGUCCCGAACUGGGUGAACGACUCUAUGGCCGACGGUUGGCACAAUUUUAUUUUGAUGUUUCACAC